AUGCACUCCACCCAAACCAUCACCACGUUGGGGCUAACAACAUAUCUUUUCGGUCUUGCAGCCGGCGCCCUGAUUACCGCUCCCCUGACUGAAGUAUAUGGCAGAAAGCCAGUUUCGCUCAUUUGCAUGUGCAUGUUUGCUGCUUUCAUCAUCCCAUGUGCUCUUUCCGAGUCUCUGGCAAUGCUUCUCGUCUUCCGGUUCCUGGCUGCCUUCUUUGGUUCAGUCAUGGUCGCCGCUUCUCCUGGAAUGGUGUCCGAUAUGGUGACUGAGAAAAACCGAUCCUUGUGCUUUUCUAUCUGGGGUUUGGGCCCUCUUAGUGGUCCAGUCAUUGGCCCCAUCGUCGGUGGAUUUGCAACGCAGUAUUUGAGCUGGCGUUGGGCGAAUUGGCUCAUUUGCAUCGCCGCAGGCUCUGCCUUGCUCGUUUCAAUUUCUAUGCGCGAGUCCUAUGCACCGAUCAUUCUUCAACAAAGGGCAGCACACCUACGCAAGAUAACCGGCGAUCGACGCUGGUGGUCUCGGUACGAGUCUAAAGACGGGUUGGUGAAAACCCUGAGAGAUAGUAUAAAACGUCCCAUUGUUAUGGCCGUUACAGAGCCUAUCUGUAUUUUUUGGAAUCUGUAUGUUGGAGUAUUGUAUGGAAUCCUCUAUCUUUCUUUCACGGCCUAUCCGGUCGUAUUUGGUCAGAUUCGAGGCUGGUCGUCUAGCAUCUCCAGCCUAUCCUUCUUGGGAAUCGGACUCGGCACCAUCUUGGUUAUUGUUUGUGAGCCCGUCAUCCGUAAGUUGACCGACAGCGACUCGAAAGAUCCAAAACGCAAGGUGCCACCCGAAGCCGUCGUAUCGGCUAUAUGUGUCUGCUCUAUCCUAGUACCAAUUGGCGAGCUAUGGUUUGCAUGGACCUGUACUCCCGCUUCAAUUCACUGGAUCGUCCCUAUCCUCGCGGGCGUGCCGUUUGGCGCAGGCAACACAGGCGUCUUCAUCUAUGCAUCCAGCUACCUCACCCGCAGCUAUGGGGUUUUCGCUGCCUCUGCCAUGGUGGGAAAUUGUGUGAUUAGAACUAUGCUUGGUGGCAUUACCCCGUUUGUCGGCACGUUCAUGUUCUCUGGCAUCGGCCCCAACUGGUCUGCCACAAUUCUGGGUCUAAUUGAAGUCCUUCUAAUUCCUAUUCCGCUUUAUUUUCUUAAACAUGGACGCAAGAUUCGUGAGAAGACUGCUAUGAUCGCCCAGCUGACGGCGGAGAAUGAAAGGUUGGGUGCAGGUGGCGGACAGGAGAGACAGGAAGGACAGACGGAGACAGCUGAGGUCUAG
Aspergillus wentii DTO 134E9 is the source of this 1305-nucleotide messenger RNA. RefSeq lists its product as uncharacterized. Gene Ontology annotation, biological process: transmembrane transport. Lineage: Eukaryota; Fungi; Ascomycota; Eurotiomycetes; Eurotiales; Aspergillaceae. Gene Ontology annotation, molecular function: transmembrane transporter activity. Bases 1 to 1305 code for a protein of 434 amino acids. The transcript has 3 exons. The record is from RefSeq and is a predicted model, not a curated record.